This is a messenger RNA of Racocetra persica, 192 nucleotides long. Lineage: Eukaryota; Fungi; Glomeromycota; Glomeromycetes; Diversisporales; Gigasporaceae. The record is from the annotation of a GenBank genome assembly.
UCCAGCUUCUGCACCUGAUGAUCCGUCAAGUUUGGAUCACGCAUUGCCAUUAGUAGCGCAGUUCGCAAAUUCUGCUCUAGUCGAUAUCUGGGCCUAUUUUGACAUCCAAACAUAUAAUGAAGCAAAUUUACAAAAUGUUGCUCAAAGAAAGUUCAACGUUGCCUUUUUUGAUGCAGUCAAUACUUGCAAUUG